AUGACCAACCUAGAUGACGACAGUGGAUACCAAACAUCAUAUACUCCGAAUUCUUUUGAAGAUUCAGAAAUUUUUGAAGAAAAUUUAAACCCCACUGCAAUAAGCAUUGACAAUAUUUUAUUUACUGGACAAUUUAUAACAUUAUCGAAUCAAGUUAAUAAUAACAGUUCUACAUUUCUCACGCCAAAUAAAAAUGAUCGAGAAAGUCCACAGAAAAGAAGAGGUACCAAACGAUUGUUCCCAGGAGCUUCAGAAGUUACAGACCUUGGAUAUGUCUCCACUCAAACUCCUACGACAUUGCUAUCAGGUGGCCUACAUAGACUGAAAGUUAAUGAUUCAAAUAGAAUUAAUUCUAGUUAUUCACCAAGUAAUUUAGUCAACUGGGAUGAUAAUAUUCUAAAUGACAAUUUACUUAAAUCAUUUCCAACAACACCUAUAAAAAAAUCUUGUAGGAGUAAUUGUAAAAUUAACAACCAUUUACAUCAGAAUGGACUAGUGAGACACCCUGCUUCUGAAAUACAUUCGAUUUUUUGUGAACAACGAGCUUUGCAACCAGUUCUGAAAACCCACCCAAAGAAUUGUGCUUGGAUUAAAAAAUAUCCAUAUGAAAAACAUCAAAAAUUUGACAUCAUAAAAAUUUUAUACAAUGAUGGUAAUUACUUUCCUGUUUUAAAGAAGAUAUUUGGUUACUUAUCAUGUGAAGAUUUAUACCAGGUCACUUUAGUGAGCUCUGUGUGGCAAAAAGCUUGGGUUGCUGUCAAUUACAAACAUUUUGAAAAUCCAGAGUAUAAGAAAUAUAUAAGAUCCUUACGAGAAAACCAGGAAAACAAUAUUGAAAGAGGCAAAGAGGUAAAACAUAAAACCUCAAUCGAUCACAGGUCCAAAAACUCAAUAAUAUGUGAAGUAAGCCCACCAAGAACUCCAAGGAGUAUCCGUUUUGAAGUAUUCACAAAAGCAGCCGCAAUGGAUUCGAGAAAGCAGUUACGAUGUCUACGAUGUCAGUAUCCAGCAAAAACUACAGAAGAAGGAGAAAUGUUGGUCGAGUGCACAAGCUCAACCUGCGGCUAUCAAUUCUGUGGGCUGUGUAAGUACAGCCCACAUCCAGGUAAGAGCUGCAAUACAUACUGUGAUCUAGAAAAACCCAGUCCACCCAAAAGAAAGAAGAGCACCUUUACCAUAGGCUCCAAGAAAAGCAAAAAGAAUCUAAGGAGAUUAGUUAAUAAUUUCUGUUAA
This is a messenger RNA of Danaus chrysippus (African queen), 1233 nucleotides long. NCBI's taxonomy places the organism in Eukaryota, Metazoa, Arthropoda, Insecta, Lepidoptera, Nymphalidae. The record is from the annotation of a GenBank genome assembly.